AUGGCUUCGUCCUCACCACCAAACAUAGCAUCCUCUCCACGAUUAUAUUCAAGCACAGGAAGCCCAGUGCUCAGAGUAAGAAGGACAACAACACCCACAAUAACCUCCUCACCACCCUCAACUCCCCCAGCGGCUCGAAACAAGCGUAUCAAGAACGUCGCCCAAGAAACCAAAGAAUGGGUCAUCGACUACGCCACCGAACACGGCCUUGGAAACACCUUGACAGCCGAUCGUAAGUCUGGCGCCCUGUCAAAUGUGGCGAUGUUCAACAGCGAUCAUGAGGAUUUUCACAAGGACUAUACGACGACGAAGGGCCAGGAUUUGCCGACGGCUCUAAAGGUCGCUAAUCUGGAUAAUCAGCAUGCGAGAUAUGCGCAUGCGAAGGCGAGGUGGAUUCAUGCUCCUGAGCGGGUGGAACUGAAGGCGGAGGUGGAGAGGCUUAUGGAUGAGGAGUUGAAACUGGGGGAUGGGGAGGGGGAGGGGGAGGGAUUGAGUUUUCAGGCGAAGGCUUGUUUGAUAUCAGGACGCCGUUCGAGAAAAAGAUUGUAUUCUGGGAUGGACAGCCAACCUAGCUCGACGUCAACAGUGGACAAGCGGUUUGGAUAUCAGGUCCAACUUCAAAGGCUUGUUGAUGGAUUUGCUGGGAAUACGCAUGUUACGACACUUUAUUUUUUGUAUACCACGUCAUUUUACGAGUUUCGGAAUGCGCUGCGUGAUGCGACGCAGUUAUGCAAGAUUCCUCCUGAUCCGGUGGUUGAGGCGCGAGUAAUCAGUUUCCGCAACCCUAUUCCGAACGAGGAGUCUGAAAACAACACGGAAUCACAGAGAGAAACUUCUACCACGUCAACCAGCUCGCAGCUCACGAACACCACACCAUCAGAAACAGAGAGAAACUCAACCAUAACACCAACGAGUUCGACACCCAUCGAAACCCCCAGUCAAAUUCCCGCAAAACCAAGAGAACAAAACGGCUACCUCCUCUCCGACGGCGAUUGGAUAUAUAAACGCCAGAAACUCCAUUUCACGGACGGGAAGCAGAUGUGUAUCACGGAGGAUUCGAGAGGGAAGAUUGGUUGUGAGGAGGAUUAUUGGAAGAUGGUUAGGUUGCUGAAGAUGGCGAAUAAUGCGAAGAAAGUGGUAGUUGGGGAGGAUAGGUCGAGUGAGAAGAGUGGUUUGGGUAGGGGGAGAGGGGAGGGGAAAGUUGAUAUUCUGGAUAAGAAGUUUGAUUGGAGGUUUACGCAUGGGUUGUGGAUUAUGCAUCAAUUGGAUUAUGAUCAGCAUCAACGGUGGAAGGAGAAGAAACAGAGGGAGAAAGCGGAGGAUGAGGCGCUUAGGAAGAGGCAUCUUGAGGAGCAUGGGGUGGAGUUGGGUCAGUAUUGGGGGGAGUGGAGGGAUGAGGUUGCGGGGAGGGAGUGA
Glarea lozoyensis ATCC 20868 is the source of this 1416-nucleotide messenger RNA. RefSeq lists its product as uncharacterized. The coding region runs from base 1 to 1416 and encodes 471 amino acids. The transcript is spliced from 3 exons. The record is from RefSeq and is a predicted model, not a curated record. Lineage: Eukaryota; Fungi; Ascomycota; Leotiomycetes; Helotiales; Helotiaceae.